AUGGCGUGUAAAGAAAAGCCAUCAAAAAGUAUUCUGAAGUCAGAACAAGAACAAGCUCAGACCCUUGGAACAUACAAUAUCCACACAAAACGAGCCAGCUUUAAAGAUGACGUCAUUUUACAACAAUUUAUCCAGGACAAAUGUGAACUAACUACGCCUCCUGUGGUUGAAGCUAGACUAUCAAUGGCUUCCGAUGAAACAGAAGAAGAAUUGACCGCUGAAGAAAUAUCCAGGCGCAAGGAAUUUAAACAAAAACGUCGUUUAGUUGAUUUAGAAGGUGCUGAUGGACUGAAUUUAAAGGCGUUCUAG
Heterobilharzia americana is the source of this 309-nucleotide messenger RNA. NCBI's taxonomy places the organism in Eukaryota, Metazoa, Platyhelminthes, Trematoda, Strigeidida, Schistosomatidae. The record is from the annotation of a GenBank genome assembly.